Cyprinodon tularosa is the source of this 4497-nucleotide messenger RNA. Its product is annotated as oocyte zinc finger protein XlCOF6-like. Gene Ontology annotation, biological process: regulation of transcription by RNA polymerase II. Gene Ontology annotation, molecular function: RNA polymerase II cis-regulatory region sequence-specific DNA binding; DNA-binding transcription factor activity. NCBI's taxonomy places the organism in Eukaryota, Metazoa, Chordata, Actinopteri, Cyprinodontiformes, Cyprinodontidae. The record is from RefSeq and is a predicted model, not a curated record. The transcript is spliced from 2 exons. The coding region runs from base 96 to 2246 and encodes 716 amino acids.
ACUAGCGUUAGCUUUUUUUUUUUUUUCUAGCUGGAAGGUAGUUUGUAGAGGGGAUUGGGUUUUUAAAGGUAAAUAUGUGAAAUUUUGAUCUAAAAAUGUCUUCAGCUCAGCUUCAGAGAGACGCUAUCAACGAGGAGUUAAAUCCUACCGAAGAAAAAUUUACAGAUAUUGAAGAAAUCAUCAUAAAAUCAGAGGAAGAGAUCGAGGACCAGGAUAGUCAGCUGGAUUCCAGCCAAACACCACCUUUCAUCCCAAUAGAUCUCCCAGAAAAUCGUCUGUUUAAAGAGGAAGGACUUUUUUCUGAGCUCAGCCAUCAGGAGGGGAACUUCACUUUAGACCAAGAAGAGCCAGAACCUUUGCAAAUAUACCAGGGACAAGAGGAAGUAAGACAUAUACAGAUCAAAGAGGAAGAGAAGCAACUCUGCAUCAGUCAAGAUGAAGAGCAGCAUUUACUGAAACAUGAGAUUGGUGAGAUUUUGGCGUUUCCUUUCAAUGAGGAAACCCUCCACAAUGACAGGGAUCAGCUCAUCUUUCAGGCAUUCCCUGAAUUUGAGACCCAGGAUCAAGAAGGCAGCUAUUCUGAAGCCCCAGGCAAAAAGAGACAUAAAGUUUCGGAAAAAAGAGAGAGAUGCCAGAAAACAAAGCAACAGAAAGUGAUUGCCAACUGUUCAAAACAAAACACACCCCAGAAAAUGCACCAAGACCAAAAUGCAUCUUCUUAUGAAAUGUUUGGUAACAUAUUUUCUCAAAACAGUCACUUGAAUACAGACUUGACAACUCGAACAGCUGUGAAACCUUUCUCGUGUAAGACUUGUGAAAAAAGUUAUUGUACAAAAAAUGGUUUGAUAUAUCACAUGAGAAGUCACACAGGUGAGAAGCCCUUCUCAUGUACGACCUGUGGAAAGGGAUAUAGUGAAAGAAAUAGUCUAAAUUCUCACAUGAGAACUCACACAGGUGAAAAGCCUUUCUCAUGUAAGACCUGUGGAAAGAGUUACUAUGAUAAAAGUGGUUUAACUUAUCACAUGAGAACUCACACGGGUGAGAAGCCUUUCUCAUGUACAAUCUGUGGAAAGAGUUACUGUGAUAGAAGUGGGCUAACUUAUCAUAUGAGAAGUCACACAGGAGAGAGACCUUUUUCAUGUAAGAUCUGUGGGAAGAGCUACUGUGAUAGAACUGGUUUAACCAAUCACAUGAGAAGUCACACAGGUGAGAAACCUUACUCCUGUGAGAUCUGUGGGAAGAGUUACUGUGAUAGAACUAAUUUAACUGAACACAUUAGAACCCACACAGGCGAAAAACCUUUUUCAUGUGAGACAUGUGGAAAGAAGUACCGUAAAAAAAGUGGUUUAACUUAUCACAUCAGAACUCAUACCGGCGAGAGGCCUUUCUCAUGUAAGGCCUGUGAAAAAUGGUUCACUGAUAAAAGUCAUCUAGCACGUCACAUGAAAACUCACAGUGAAGAAAGACCUUUCCCAUGUAUCACCUGUGAAAAACGGUUCAACAGUAGAGGCAACUUGGCACGUCACAUGAGGACCCACACAAAGGAGAAGCCUUUCUUGUGUGUUACCUGUGGAAAAAGGUUUACUGCCAAAGAUAGUUUAACUCUUCACAUUAGAAGCCAUACAGGUGAGAAACCGUUCUCGUGUAUUGCUUGUGGAAGAAGUUUCAGUCGUAAAACCUCAUUAACUAUUCACAUGAGAAUCCAUACAGGUGAGAAGCCUUACAUGUGCAUUACGUGUAAGAAAGGUUUCAGUCUUAAAAGCCUUUUAUUAGUUCACAGGAGAACCCACACAGGUGAGAAGCCUUUCAGGUGCAUUACCUGUGAAAAACGUUUCAGUUAUAAAAGCCUUUUAACAGUUCACAUGAGAAUUCACACUGGCAGAAAGCCUUUCUCAUGUGUAAUUUGUAAAAAAGGGCUGAGUGAUAAAAAGAGUUUAAUAAAUCACAUGAGAACUCACACAGGGGAGAAGCCUUUCUCUUGCAGUAUUUGUGGGAAGGGUUACAUUACAAAAAAUUGUUUACUUUAUCACAUGCGGACUCACACAGGUGAGAAACCUUUCGCAUGUCCAACAUGUGGAAAAUGCUAUGGUGAAAAAAGUGGUUUAACUUAUCACAUGACCACUCACACAGGUGAAAGACGUUUCUCUUGUGUGAUUUGUGAAAAAGGUUUUAAAAAUAGAUAUGAUUUAAAACGUCACAUGAGAACGCAUGCAGGGAAGAUGCCAGUUUGUCAUGUGAAAAUAUGACGUGAAAAUAUUUCCACUAAAAGUAGGGCUCUGUAAAAAAUUGAUUGGAUCAAUUCAUUCAAUUUUAUGUUUAGGGGGACUUACUGGAAAAUAGGGGUUUGUUUCCAUUAAGGCACUACAUUAAUGUAUUUAAUUUAUCAUAUUUUAUAAUUAAAUAUAAUCGAGAAGAGAUUAUAAAAAUUGGUAGGAAAAAUACCAAAAAUAAAUUUUUUAGCCAUAUUGCCCUGCCCUAAUAACAAUGUCCAAUUUAUGGAAGAACUCACAAUGGCAAGAUGGUCUAAAUGUGAACCUCAAGCAUAGGAUAACAUUGUACACUGUAGCAGAUAAGUAAAAUGUAUUUCAGAUAAGAGUUUCAACUGAAAUACUUAAAACUAGCCUCUUACAUUUAAAUUUUCGUUUUUGGAAAGUAAAACUUUUUAAGUUAAGUGUUCUUUAUAGGUUUCUAAAAUGAAAUUGUGUGUGUGUGUUUUUUUUUAUAUAUGAACUUAUAGACUGCGAGUUAUUUGCACAUUAUAAUAAGAUUGUAUCAAUAUCAGGGUAAAUUUCAUACAAUAUUUAUCAAAAGAUUUUCAUUUCAAUUCAUGUUUAGUACAGUAUACUGCCAGUUAUUUAAUGACAACCUCAAAGGCAUUAGGCUUUCCAAGUCAUGAUUAUAUAUGACAUUUUGUUGUAUUUUCUGUUUUAAUAUCUUGAAUUGACUCAUUGUUAAAACUACUCAGAAUUGUACACUUAUUCUUCUUUGUAUCCUGUCUAUCCUUAAGGAUAAUGUGAUUUAAUCAUCACAUUAUCCAUUUUUCAAAAAUUAUUAAUGUGAUGAUUAAAUAUUUAACUUAAAAGGGACUAAUAACAAUUCUUAUGCAAUAAAUAAGGUUUGCAUUAUAAUCUUCCUUUUAUGAGUUUACCAGGGGAUUGUAAACAAUUUAAAAUGUUAGAGCCAAAGUUAAUGUUUGUGUUGUUUUGAGCAUGGUAGAUGUUGUGGUGUGAUGCAUGUUAUUUACCUGAUACUUGCGACCCAUCGGUUUGUUGAGUGAAAGCUCAUCUUAAACUGUUUUUAUGACUGACACUAACGCUUUAUCUUCAUAUUUCAUUAACCAUAAACAAUGUAAGACAUUGUUUUAGUUCUAAAAUAAAUAUACAAAACCUGAGUUGGACUUGGCAUGGGUCAUUGGAGGUGCAUCUCAUAACACAACCAACUUAGCCAGCUUUAUUUGUAGGUCUGAUGCAUGUACAGGGUUGGGAGGCUAAAAGAUAUAAUAGAAAGAACUUGCAAUGAAAGCUUGGUAAAAGCAAUACAUAACUACUAAGUGAUGAAAAAAAAAAUCUGAUUUUACUAUAUGAAAAGAUCCCAAGGCGAUGGGUAACAUGCAGAGGUCAAUUUCUCCAGUAAGAGAUUAAUAAAGUACAAUUAUUAUCACACCAACGAAAAAAACGUUUUUCUAUUUUUGAUAUAAUAGAAGGAACUUGCAAUGAAAGCUUUAAGUACUCAUACAGUUUUAUUUUUUAUGCCUAUGAAUAAAGAAAAAGAGAAAUGCAAACACCAAGUAAAAAGAUAAAAAAAAAAAUGUGGAGCUAAACUUGGGGCAUAGAGUAUAGGGUAAAACAUCAACAUAUUUUUACUCAAGUGAAUGUAAAAAGUAGUCACCCUAAGAAAAGUCCUUAAAAGCUUCAGACAAAAGUUGAAAUCUGACUCAUUUCAACCAAAAUUGUAUAUAUCAACAAAUGCCCACUUCUUAAUUUACUUUUAGUCAACACCGUUGAAAUUAUUCCAGUCUGAGAGUGUUUAUUUGCUUUCAGGCAAAGGGUUCACUCAGCAUAAAGAGGCAUAUAGAGGUACACUAAAAGAGCUGCAGAGGUUUGGUGAGAGGCAAUAAUUAUGUCAGCAUAAAGCCUGUGAAAGCCUUCUUAAAAGACUGGUUAUAUUAUAGUAAACGAAAGCCUACAGAGAAUUUUAAAGUGAAUUCAAAGCUUUAACUAAGAUCACAUCAGGGAGACUGAGACUUAUCAGUAUCCAGUAAAAGCAAAGGGGGGCAGCCUAGGCACUACAAAACAGCAAAGGAAAAAGAAAGUUCUUGGCAAUAAACUAAUAGAAACAAUAAAAAAACACACACAAUAUCCCGUUACCAGGGGUCACCCCAGUCAGCACUCAUAGCCUCAUUCCCUGAAACAAAAUAAAUCAUGAUCUUACUAUAUAAAAAAAACAAAAAAAGGAUUAAAAAUUCUGUAAAACUGUCCUCAUUACUGUCCAAUAAUA